Messenger RNA from Aplysia californica (California sea hare), 1589 nucleotides. RefSeq lists its product as uncharacterized. NCBI's taxonomy places the organism in Eukaryota, Metazoa, Mollusca, Gastropoda, Aplysiida, Aplysiidae. The record is from RefSeq and is a predicted model, not a curated record.
CCUGGCACACAAGCGGCCUACACACAACACCGCUGCCUGAAAUAGAACCAAGGAAGUUUGUGUUUGGGUUUUCUGUUGUAUAAUUUUCACAUUCUGUUUCUUAACCAUUCCUCGGGAGUUUCUCAAGCGUUGGACAAAAUGAAGAAGAUUCCCGUCUUUUAUUACUGUUUGCUGGGCUUCUUUCUCCAGGCUGAGGCUUUCAGGCACAUCGGGUGCAGUGAGAUCUUCAAGUCGGACGUAUCGAUAUCCCUUUGGACAGGCCGCAGUCGAAUACGAGACCGAGUCUGGAACCGAAUCUGGAACCGCUGGUACCGGUUCCGGCGUCAGUCGAACCUACAGCGGCGGCUCCUACGACCCGGGUCUAGCUGUCGUGUACGCUCGAGGAGGGUCGAGUCGAGGUCAGGCCCGGGCCAGGACUUCCGCGGAGGAGAGGCGGAGACACGCGCUAGAGUUGAGACGGAGACUCGAACAGCGACAGCAGCAUCAGAGGGCGAGGGAGGCUGCCGAGAGUGGCAGGCAGACGGGGAGUGGCUCGGGGACUCGGUGGGCUGUGGUUGGAACCGACUCCUCAUCAUCAUCAUUGCCCUCAUCAUCAUCAUCAUCUUCAUCAUCGUCAUCCUCCUUCUCAUCAUCAUCUUCUUUGUCAGGGGGUCAAGGUAGAAAUGCUUAUGCUACAAUAAGUAAUGCCAGUAGCGGUAUUGCUAGUGGUGGUAACAGUGGUGGUGGUGGUGGUGAUGGUAGUGGUGGCAGUGGUGGCAUUUCAGGACAAGGACAGAACUCUACACAAGUGAGCACCACGACCGGAAGUGACGUAGGCGAGGGGUCGACAGACCGGCAACGACAGCAACAACUACUACGACGACAGCAACAACAACAACAACGGCGACGACAACAACAGCUACAACAACAACGGGGGCGUCAGCUGAUCACAGCGCGCACAGAAUACAUCCCGGACUCUCAAGUGACCUCCGGCGGUCGGGCGUCACACGGACAGACACACGGACAGACAAACAGACAGACAAACAGACAGACGAACAGACAGACGAACAGACAGACACAGUGGGCGCCGCGGGCAAGAACAUACGGAACGAACAACCAAGGACGUACUUACUACUCCACAUCAGGAACUUCUGUAGCGGGUCAGCAAACAGGAGGGGGGACUUCAACCAAUCAGCAGCAGCCAGGAUACGGGAUCCCAGCCAAUCAGAACCCAGGAUUCAGAGCCGGCGGCUAUUACGAGUCGGUCCCCAAUCAAAGGGCGGCAGAGGGUGGCUCGCGCACAUAUUACCGCCAGGUGGACCCGCAGCUCCGACCGAGGCCGAGACAGACCUACCCGGGGUACAGGACUCGUCUCCCGAAUCCCAACCUCGGAGGAGCUACCGGACAGAGAAGCUUCCCUUUUGACCCCAUCACCGGGGCGGGGUCGCAACACAGUGAGUGUCCAGAGACCGGCAUAGACCUGCGCAUCGACGGGCUGGACUGUCGGACCGCCGUGGAGCUACACGGGACACACCUGUGCUACACACACGAGCACACCUCCAGGCUGUGUUGCCAGGUGUGUCGGCUCAGGAAACAGCCGGCCAGGAUCG